UUGUUCAUGCCAACGAGAAAAAUAAAAGUUGGUUUGGUUUAUUUUGUCUCUUCAUACAUCCAUAUAUUUCACACAGUAGAAAUGGCUGCAGUUGAGAAACUGAGAAGUGUUAUCAACGAGCGACUAGCUGCAGCUGCCGAUGAAAUAUAUGGAGUUUUUGCUCAAGCUUUAUCAGCAUACGAGGAGGAGAUUUGUCGUCAGCGCAGAUUAUUGGAUACCGUCUUGAAGCCUCAGAUAAAGCUGCACAGAACAGAGCUCCCUCAGCAACAUGUCUGUAAUGAGGAGGAGGUUCUCACUGACCAGCAGCUCUGUAGUCAGGAAAGGAACUCCAGUCUGGACCAAGAGGACCCAGAGCCUCCACAGAUUAAAGAGGAACAGGAGGAACUUUGCACCAGUCAGGAGGAAGAGCAGCUUGGACUAAAACAGGAGACUGAUGUCUUCAUGGUGACUCUUACUGAUGAGGAAAGUGUGCACAGCGGUCAGACUUGUGCAAAAGAGUCUGUUGGCAAGCCUCAGAUAAAGCUGCACAGAACAGAGCUCCCUCAGCAACAUGUCUGUAAUGAGGAGGAGGUUCUCACUGACCAGCAGCUCUGUAGUCAGGAAAGGAACUCCAGUCUGGACCAAGAGGACCCAGAGCCUCCACAGAUUAAAGAGGAACAGGAGGAACUUUGCACCAGUCAAGAGGAAGAGCAGCUUGGACUAAAACAGGAGACUGAUGUCUUCAUGGUGACUCUUACUGAUGAGGAAAGUGUGCACAGCGGUCAGACUUGUGCAAAAGAGUCUGUAGGCAAGCCUCAGAUAAAGCUGCACAGAAUAGAGCUCCCUCAGCAACAUGUCUGUAAUGAGGAUGAGGUUCUCACUGACCAGCAGCUCUGUAGUCAAGAAAGGAACUCCAGUCUGGACCAAGAGGACCCAGAGCCUCCACAGAUUAAAGAGGAACUUUGCACCAGUCAAGAGGAAGAGCAGCUUAAACUAAAGCAGGAGACUAAUGUCUUCAUGGUGACUCUUACUGAUGAGGUAGGGAGAGGCAGACGGAAGAUGCUGGCUGUUAAAUACAGAACUCAGAAGAGGAAAGCAGAGGAAACUGAGGAUUUAGAGGUCCAAGAAGACAGCACUGAGUCUCCAACCAGAGAGAGAAAGGGGAGGAAAUGCAAGAAAGAUGUCAGUCCUUGUCCAAGUAAAACUCCAGAGUGGUCCCCAGAGGGUUCCAGGUCUCCUCAGCGGUCUGAAAGGUCUCCACAGCAGUCUGAAAGGUCUCAUCAGCAGUCUAGGUGGUCUCCUCAGCAGUCCCAAGAGUCUCGGCAGCAUUCACCUUCUCGCCUUCCUCCUCUUAACAGACAGCCCGAAUCCUCGGAUGAUGAAGAUGAGUCAGCUUCCCCCGCCCUCUCUGCUGGCAAGUCCAAGUCCAAGCCUGAAGUGGGCAAGGGCGACAAAGGGAAAGGCAAGGCCCAGAAUGAGAACCCACCCCCUGGUGCAUCAUACAGCUUCACAGAGGCGCAGGAGGAGGCAAUCGCUCGCUGGGUGGAGAGUAACAAGCUACUGUAUGACAUGAAGGACAAACAGUACAAAUACAAGGCAUUAAGGAGGCAACUAUGGGAGGGAAAGGCUGCGGAGAACGGGGUGGAUUAUCAUUCAAUUCAGAAAUGGUACCACACACAGAGGACUCGAUUCUCAAAGCUGCGGGAGGGCCAACCCAACAAGAAAUCACAGAAGAGGUUCGGUUAUGGUCUGUCGAGUGGUGACGAGGAAGACCCCAUCCUUGCCAGUGAGAAUGACAGUGACCGUGACAAGUUCAUCCGCCGGGUCUUUGGGUUCAUGAAGCCACACAUCAGACGUCACAAGAAGGAUACACCAGCUAGUUUUAAGGACAAGUUGGCCCUGGCUGAGACGGGUGAGCUGGCUGGGAGUGACGAACCCAGGGAGCCCACCAAGAAGUACACUGGCUACCCUACACCGAGACCUCCUUCCAGGACAGGAACAGCGGCUGAAGACCGACCCGAGUCUCCUACCAUGGAGAUGAGAGUUACCCGAGCAUCCCGUGAUCUCCAAGAUAGGCUGGUUCAGUUCAUCACUCGAGAGCAGCAAGUCAACAGGGCCACUCCUUUCUGCAAGUACCUGGAAACCGAACUGUAUCGUCUGCAUGAUGCCUGCCUGGAACCUGCGUAUGAGGAGAUCACCACAGUUCUUAACCAUUACCGGAAGGUGUCCAGACAGUUCAGGAUGCGGGAAGCGGCUGGUGACCAGAUCAGUCCCUUAGAAGAUGUCCCGUCAGCAUUCCAGUCGCAGCAGCAGCAGAGGCCAGUUGCUGUGAUCCCAGUCUGCACAUCUGCCACCUACUCAAGAGUAGGGAUGGGAAUCGAGAACCGGUACUAUGUCAGUACCGGUACCUGAUUGGACGGUAUUGGUAUACCAUUAAGCCGCUGGACAAACGGUGCUGCUAUCGGUAUAUGAAUUACGCUACUUCCUUAGUUUAAACAAUUCUCGUUGGUUGGGAACCCUCAUCCCGUGUGACGUAUCCUGUUUGAGUACCACUCUGAUUGGCCACUGUGAAUGCCACUCGUCAUCUCUCCUAACAGCUCUCUUAUUAUUGUGAGACUUCCGGGGGCAGACUAUAGGGGCAGACGCAACAUCUUACUAGAAACAGCGUCUCAAGGAUUCUUAACAUUUAACAACCUAUUAAUGAUGCACUUAACGGGAAGAAACUCAGCUAACAGACGUUAGUAACCAUUUUACCUACACGGAACAGAAGUCCAACACCAAGAGUCUAAAUCAACACUUAGCAAAACGGGCUAACGGCUACUUUAGCACAUAACUGGCAAAAGCAAUCUUUUCUACGUCAUUGUAUCUGCACAAACAACAUAUCACAUGAAAGCUGAGAUUCCAGAUUCCAUUGGUAUAAGUCUUAUCACUGUACGAAAACUCACUGAAAUAGCAGUCAGGAAAGAGCAAGAAAACAACUUCACUUUACGUAGCCAUGAUGAUAAUUAUGUCUUACCUGUGCUGUUUUGUGAUCAAAAGUUGUGUUCAAGGGCAUAACAACGGUUAAUCCAAUGUCUCUGUGUAACUUUAAAACGAUUACUGAUAAUCCAUCAUUACAAUUAUAAAUAAUAAACGGAUUAUAAUGGUUAACCGAUCGGAGCUUCCGGUUUAGGAGGUGCGCAUGCAGCGUCUCGUUUUAACUAAAUAAUGGUCAUGUUUACAUGGAUUUAUGAACUGCCCCUAAUUACCGCCCCCCUUCCAGAGACACACUGUCAAACACUCAUACCUGCUUGGUAUGACAUUGAACAAGUUAUAUUAAAUAAUAAAUACAAAUAAAUGACAAUAUAAUGACUGUUGUUUAAUCUUCACAUCUUGUGAUCAUGUCUAUAAUUUUGAGCACCAAAUUAUUGAAAAGUAUCGAUAAGAGUAUUGAAAAAUACUGGUAUCGAUAAGCAAUAUCGGUAUCAAUAAAAUCCUAACGAUAACCAUCCCUACUCAAGAGUCAGCCAACUUCAACAGGAGAGUGCCCUCCCCAGCGGUACCUACUACUCCACCAGCAGAGCUGCCUCCUCACCGUCAGCAGAUUUCCAGCCAGGUCCCAGCCAGUGGCCUAGGAAGUAGGAACCCACCUCCGGCAUCAGUGUGGAGAUUCCAGGAGUGUGGCUACGUAGAGCAGACGAACCAGCAGUACAACUUAGAACAACAGCAACAGCAGCAGUACCAUACCCUCCAGCCAGCCAGCACUUCUACUCAGGGCUACGUUCCUUCUCCUCGCCAGGCUGCAUUCUUCCAACUUCCUUCUCAGCCUCCUCAGCAGCUAAUCAGAGGUCCUUGGCAGCUAACACCCCAGCAGCCAGUCCAGGGUCGUCCGCCUCCUCUUCCAGCUCAGCAGUCCCAGCACAAUGUGAACCAGUAUCUAAACCUAGACGACAGUGUAAAUAUCAACAAAGACAUCGAUCUCUCAGCUUUAGUGCCACAUGACGACAAUAAUAACAAAAGCCAGUAACCAGAAAUUCAGAGACAGUUCCAGAAAAAUAAUCUGAGACAGUUCCAGGAAAAAUCUGAAAAAUAAUCACACAGAAGCUUGAGAUUGUAAUAAAUAAAAUAAUGUAAUAAAAAUUGUCACUGCUA
Gymnodraco acuticeps is the source of this 4110-nucleotide messenger RNA. Its product is annotated as zinc finger protein 3-like. Gene Ontology annotation, molecular function: RNA polymerase II cis-regulatory region sequence-specific DNA binding; DNA-binding transcription factor activity, RNA polymerase II-specific. The record is from RefSeq and is a predicted model, not a curated record. Gene Ontology annotation, cellular component: nucleus. NCBI's taxonomy places the organism in Eukaryota, Metazoa, Chordata, Actinopteri, Perciformes, Bathydraconidae. Gene Ontology annotation, biological process: regulation of transcription by RNA polymerase II. The transcript is spliced from 9 exons. The coding region runs from base 7 to 2391 and encodes 794 amino acids.